AAGUGUCUAAUACUACUUAAAGUAGGUACUUUGUACUGUUACUGAGUAGGUAUCUACUCGUGAGGCUCUUACGGAGACGAGUAUACCUAGUAACUGGUCGGCUCACUAGAAGCUUAUUAUCGAUGAAGAUAUAUGAUAGGUUGUAAGAUAAUAGAGAACGUAAGUGAAAAUAUGAUUAAAGAAUCAUUACCACCGAGUGGUGUCGACGUCCACGAGAUAGCGAUAUUAGAUGCAAACGACAGCAAAAAAACUAUCGAUGGAAACGAUGACCGAAACAACAAGUUCGCCUCGAUUAUCGUCCGAGCGAUCUCGAUGGUGCUUGGCGUGAGUGUGGAUGAGAUCUACUAUAUCGCAGAUACCACUACCUUCAUCAAGCUUGGAGGUAACUCACUAUCCGCAAUCCUCAUUUCUGCAGAAUGUCAGAGAAAAGGGAUUUUGGUACCGGCCGGAGUAUUCUUGCGGAUAUCAACUGUGAAAGAAGUCAUAACAACAGCUGCGAGCUUGGCUCAGCGGAUAUCAAGCCCUAUACCUACAAUCAUAGUGACAGAAGAUACUAGCGAUGAUGUCAACGAUGAUAUUAGCGGCGAUGAGGCAUCAUCUAUAUAUACUUCGAUCACGACGCCGGACCCGGAGACGGAAGACUUAUCUCUGUUUAGUUGUGGAAAGGAGGUUAUCACAGCAGAAAGCCUUCUGAGUAAAAUUGACACCACCGAAUGGACGGAACCGCAGCUACUUCUGCUUCGGGAAACCUCUCAAAACCACAAGUUAAACAUAUUGACAAUACACGAGUCUUACACGGGUGACUGGGAUGUCCAAGACGUCUGCGACGCCUGGAUGAAUACGAUUGUAGCGGAGCCAAUUUUCAAGGAUCUCCUUGACGACUUAGAUGUUUUACCACAGCAACUUUUACCCCGGGAGAUAAUUCAAACCGACAGCGAUGAAGAUUUACAGAAAGAGACUCUUCACGCAGCUCACGCUACCGGUCCUAUAUCCAGACUCACAGUUGUACAGUCAUCUUCGCCUUCGGCAUCGGGGGAAACGGCGAAGUCUACUACUGUCGUCUGGCGCAUACAUCAUGCGUUCAUGGAUGGCUAUUCUGCUCAUAUUCUACGCGAUAAGAUCACUCGUACUUUACGAGGAGGAGAGUUUGUUGUCCCUGCGGGCCCGUCAUUCAGGGAGACUGUGCGUUUUCUGGGAGUCUUACGAGAAGAAAGAAGCGAAUCUACGAGACGCUUCUGGAAUAGCAAACGCGAGAAAUUUCCCACUGCAACUGGCGAGUUAUGCCUGAGUCCGCAAAGGAUAGCCAAGACGGCAGAGGUUACCCCUCAGAAAUCUGCCACGAUCCAAUUUCCCAGUAGACAACUAGCAGAAGCCGUAACACGAACGGGAUAUACCACGACGGUGUUCUUCGCUGCAGCAUGGGCCCUGACUCUUGGCAAGUUUGUGGAUGUCGAUCAGGUCUGCUUCGGAGUAGUGUUCUCAGGACGCGACUUGCCAAUUCCUGGAGCUUUCGAUGUCGUCGGACCUCUGAUUAAUAUCUUGCCGCUGUUCGUACAAGUACCAACCAAAGGCGACGAGACCUCGGUUGAAACGUUCUUACGGCGGAUUCAUGAUGACAUUCUUGACUUAAGCAAUGUCCAACAUUCAGACACCACAGAGGGAUUUGAUAGGAAAUUAUACUCCAUCAUGGCUACGCAAUUCGAAUGUGACGAAGAGGAGGUCCCAAGCCCGAUCCAUAUAGAUCGAAACAGACCCGAUAUGCAGUCCGGAAUUCCUCUGAACAUCGUUAUUAAGGAAGAAUGCCGAUUGCAAAUGCUGUACUCGACUGCCCACUUUGCGGACGAGGACAUGAGCAAUUUGCAAGCCGUGUUUAAAAACAGCAUGAACUGUCUUCUGCAAGGAAACGACGCAAAUCGAUUAGUAUCAAGCGUAAAUGAUGCGCUACUACCACAGGAUAUGGAGAAGACGAUCCGAGACUGGAGUAACUGCGCCUCCUUCGAGACCUUAGAUGAAUCCAAGGGGGACGAUCUAGUGACGCUCUUCGAAAGUGUCGUAGCGAGACAACCUAACGAUCUGGCGAUCAUUCAUGGCGAACUCGAGGUAUCCUACGACGACUUAGAUCAAGCGGCCGCCAUUGUCGCGCAGAAAUUAAGUUUGAUUGAACCCAACGAGGCCGUCUGCGUCUACGCCGACCGAUCGGUGAAUUGGCUUGUCGCCAUCUUCGGCGUGCUAAAGGCAGGCGGAGUGUACGCUCCGUUAGAUCCCUCAGCGCCAGUGUCCAUGCGGCAGGCGAAUUUCAUUCGGAGCGGGGCGCGCGCCGUGCUUGUUCCCUCGCGUGCUACAUCUCGGCGCAUCGUUUCGUCGCGACAGGAAGAGGAUGAUGCGGCUCCGUUCCAAUGUCUGGUAUUAGGCGUUGAUGAUCUACUCGCGGCCGACAGUGCCCAGGCGCGCAAUGGCUUCGAGGCGUGUUAUCCAAGGAGGCGUAUUGCCCGCCCGGAUGAUCUCGCUUAUAUCUGCUUCACGUCUGGGUCGACCGGACAGCCCAAAGCCGUACAAUGUACUCAUAAGGGCUUGGUGGCUUUUCAAAAGGACCGGGUUGUUCGUCUAGGUGCUUCGAAAGGCGUCGUGGUUGCCCAGAUAAUGUCUCCAGUCUUUGACGGCAGCAUACAUGAAAUAUUUUCUGCAUUGACGCAUGGCGCCACGUUACGGUUGGCGUCGCCUGAUCAUCAGGGAGACCCUUUUUCGCACCUACGGGAUAGCGAUGUGGCCAUCUUGACUCCCUCUAUCGCCAAGGCACUUGAUCCCAACCAGUAUCCUCGGCUGAAAAAUGUUUACCUCGUCGGUGAAGCCGUUCCCCAGUCCCUUUGUGAGACGUGGACUAAGAACCGCUCGCUGUACAACAUGUACGGACCAACUGAAGCGACUUGUGGCACAACGAUCAAGCAGCUGUUCCCGAACGAAGCUGUCUCCCUUGGUCGACCGAACCCGUCGAGUAGAGUAUACAUCCUCGAUCGUAGUCUUAGUCUACUCCCACCCGGCGUAGUCGGCGAGUUGUAUAUUGCAGGAAUACAAGUAUCAUGUGGAUAUAUCAAGCUGCCGGAGCAGAAUGCAAGCCGCUUUUUAGAGGACUCGGUCAUGCCGGAGACCGGCCAGAAGAUGUAUAGGACUGGCGACUAUGCUUAUUGGAACAGUGCGACUGGAGAUAUCUGUAUCCUUGGACGUAAAGACCGACAGAUCAAGCUGAAUGGCUUCAGACUAGACCUUGAUGACUUAGAAGCACGAGUCGCAAAGGCUAUCCCUGGAUGCGGAGGUACUGCCAUAUUCCGCCGCGACGACCACCUAAUAGCAGCCUAUCAAACUACUUCGCCUGAUGAAAUUAGCACAUUGGACGUGAAAGCAUUUAUUAGCAAUACCUUACCUCCGUACGCCAUGCCCCAGAGAAUCGUCGCAUUUAACGAGUUCCCUCUUACCGCGGCGGGUAAACUUGAUUAUAAGACGAUUGAAAAAUCCAUCAGCGCGAGUCUUGCAGAUACUAACAUUGAAGCCCUACCGCAGAAGAGGACUAUUGGCGCGACUGAGAUUAUAGUCGUGAGUAUCGUUCGUGACUUCAUGAAGCUCGACCCAAGCGUACCUGUAGAUCACGACUCGAAUCUCACGGAACUUGGCUGCCAUUCUAUCCUGCAGCUACAAUUGGCGAGUCGAAUAUCAUCACUCGUUAAGCGGCACUUCCCAGUACGAAAAGUUAUCGAGAAUCUUGUAGUAUCACGUCUGGCAUCUGCCAUUGACGAUAUACUGAAGGAAGACAACGUAAUCGAUGUAGCCAUUUCAGAACCCCUAUCGAGCCUUGCUUCUGACAGUAUAACUCUCGGAGAAAGCGAGGUAUCGUCUAUCGAACGCGAUUGGUUUUUGAAAUACCAGCGAAACCUUGGGACAUCGUCGUUCAACGUAUCCCACGUCUCGGAGUUAGACGCGUCCUUUGACCAACAUCAGGCAUUGGUAUCAGCUUGGAAUGUGGUCCUUGCAAGACAUGAUAUUUUGCGCUGUAGAUUUCGCCAAUCUGCAGACGGUAGUGUGGAAAGAUCAUAUGCAGUCAAAUCUCCCAAGGCUGUAUAUGCUGAGGAUUUCGAUGUCCGAGCUGCGAUCAACAAGGAAUUCUUACUUGAGUCGGAAGACCCGAUCCGAGUACUGCUGUCAAAGCGCUACAUGCUGGUUUGUGUGAGCCAUAUCAUAUGUGACUACACAACUCUCAACCGCCUAUUUGAGGAACUUGCGGCGGUAUAUUUUAAUGAUCAUAGUGAAGAAUUAUCCUUAGCCCCCCAAAAGCGAUACCAGGACACGACAUAUUGGAAUCUCGACGUCGACCAAGCCACAGCCAAUUUCUGGAAAUCGUACCUAUCCGGCAUUGAUGUUUCAGAAAUGCCACCAUACAUGAAAAAGCCUCGUACUUCAUACCACGGCGAAUCCCUGUUAUUUCGCCUAUCAAAAGACACAAUGACAAACCUUCGAACAGUCUCGCGAUCGCUACGUCUUACACUACAUCAGAUCGCCCUAGCAGUCGUGUCCCUAGUUCUCCAGGCUGAUAAUCCGUCAAAGCAAGACUUAUUCCUCGGCAGUCCAUACCUCGGGCGACAGGAGGACGACAUGCGUACCAUCGGAUUAUUCCUACAGCCGCUCCCAAUUCGUAUCCGGAGACGAUCAAACCAAGACGAGAGUGACUUCAAGGAAGCCUCUUUAGCAACUUUCCUUCAGGCCGUGCAAGAAUCCUCGCGCUCUUCCCUCGGCCAUGCCAUUCAUUGGGAUUCUCUAAUGGAUAUUCUUGCAUCUUCAGACGAUGAGAAAUUACGAUUAGCCGCGGCUACAGAGAUUCCCAACAAUCCGCUGUUCGACGCCAUGGUCACCUUCCACGAACUCGAUACUACCGGAAAAUCGUCGUCGUCCACCAUUCCCGGGAUCCAGCCGUUAGUGAACUGGGCUGAAGGAGCUAAGUUUGGGAUCAUGUUUGAAUUUUCAGCCGUCAGCUCGUCGUCGGUAACACUCCGCGUCGAGUACGACACAUCGCUAUUUUCGUCAGACGAGGUGCGGCUCUUUGUUGCGCGGAUCGAUUCUGGGUUGAGAUAUUUCUGCGAAACCCCAGAAUCUGUUACACUUGGGGAAUUGGAAGGUAAACUUUCAGAUGUUGGAGUUGGAGGUUUGUCUGGCAGGAUCGAGAAUGUGGAAUUUGGUACCCCUAUUGCGGCUUUGACAUAGGGGUAGUCCACGGGAGUUGUCGGGUUUGAUUACCAAGGCGUUAGGGGUUAUUGUUUUACAGUAGGGGCGUAAUACCAUUUUUCAUGUUUUGGGGCUUGUGGACGUGAUUUAUUAGUAUAUUUUUACAUUUUGUAGUUUAGGUAGUUUUAU
Molecule: messenger RNA, 5397 nt
Organism: Daldinia decipiens
Lineage: Eukaryota; Fungi; Ascomycota; Sordariomycetes; Xylariales; Hypoxylaceae
Product: acetyl-CoA synthetase-like protein
Exons: 2
Coding region: 133-5247 (1704 amino acids)
Biological process (GO): amino acid activation for nonribosomal peptide biosynthetic process; secondary metabolite biosynthetic process
Cellular component (GO): cytoplasm
Molecular function (GO): phosphopantetheine binding; catalytic activity
Source: RefSeq, a predicted model, not a curated record